Messenger RNA from Nilaparvata lugens (brown planthopper), 2465 nucleotides. It is a transcript of the gene Tango14, whose product is annotated as dehydrodolichyl diphosphate synthase complex subunit nus1. The transcript has 4 exons. Gene Ontology annotation, molecular function: ditrans,polycis-polyprenyl diphosphate synthase [(2E,6E)-farnesyl diphosphate specific] activity. Lineage: Eukaryota; Metazoa; Arthropoda; Insecta; Hemiptera; Delphacidae. Gene Ontology annotation, cellular component: dehydrodolichyl diphosphate synthase complex; endoplasmic reticulum membrane. The record is from RefSeq and is a predicted model, not a curated record. Bases 301 to 1095 code for a protein of 264 amino acids.
UUGAAAUAGAGUGGGUGUGUGUGAUUUUACCAUUGGCCAAGAAAGAUAAGCAAGCAAAAGAGAAGAGCUUUUUGUACUUGUUUCCCUUGUUAUGUCUAAUUUUAUUUGGUGUGUAAAUGUAAUGUGCUUAUUUUAUCCUAAAUUUAAUUAUACUUAUAAAUGGAAGUUAAAGUAACUGGUGAAGCAGAUAGUUAUAACAACAAAUGAGAUUGAGAAGUUCAAAAUGCUCAUAUUUUGGAAAGUUUAGCCUAGAAAUUUUUAUAAAUCUACAAGAGGUUAUCGCCGGCGGGCUCUUGAGUUAUGGUUUCUGUGGUCUCGGAUAAGUGUCUAUUAAACAUUGGCCUUUUGAUUCUAAAUAUUAUUCAUUAUCUGUACUCAGUAUAUGCAUUUAUCAACUCAGUUAUUAUCGAUUUUUCUCUAAGAACUAGAACACUUUGCAUUUGGCUAGGGUUAUUUCCAAAACAAAACUAUUAUUUGUCCAGUGCUAAAUACAUUUCAUCAUUGAGAAAAAUUCCAAGACAUUUAGUUAUAAUAAUAGGCUGUGAAAGUGUUGUAUAUAACGAUUUAGUAAAAAUAGUGUUGUGGUGUAAUCAACUAGGUAUAAAGCAUAUUAGCUUCUAUGAGCAAAAUGAUGAUAUCGAACCACUAAAGCUGUAUGAAGCAAUAUGUAGACAGAAUAAGGAAAAUCUGAAAAUAAUCAAAUGGGGAAGAUCCUUCGACCUCGUAAGAGAAAAGGCUAAGCGGGAUAUUAAUGGCUACAUCUGGAGGCCAGAGUUGCAAGUGGACGUGUUCAGAAUAGCGGACGGCCAUUGGCUGGUGGCGGAGCUGAGCGCUGCACUGAGCCGCAGCCGAGAGGUGACCGCCUCCCAGGUCACGCAGCCCUUCCUCGAGCGGGAGAUGAGUCAGCUGAUAGAGGCUCCCGACCCUGACCUCGCCAUAGUGUGUGGCCCUGCCUGCUCCACCUUCGGGUUCCCGCCCUGGCAGCUGCGUGUCACCGAGUUCCAGCACUUACAGACACAUCACAAAAUCAAAUUCAGAAAUUUCGUUUCGCUGCUGCAUAGAUACAGUAAUUGUGAACAAAGGUUUGGUAAAUAGCAACUAUGCCCAUUCCAUUCAGCCAUAAAUUACCUUCCAGAUAAAACUGGAACAUUUUUUCUUAAAUACUGUAACUUAUUACAUUUAUAUGAUUGUAUAUAAUGUACAAUACAAUAAUUAAUCUACUGUAAAUUAUAAAUAUUUUUAUGUGAAUGGUGGUCAGUCGUCUAUCCGUUUGAUACAAACUACUGUAGAACGAAUUAGUAAAUACCUACUGUUGAAGAUCAACAAUGUAAAACAUCUUCCAUGAAUAAAUUUUUACACAUUUUUAUUCAUUUGUUUGAGUUGAGCCUUUCUUCCACAAUAGAAAUGAGUUGAGCCCAGUUAAAUAUAUAAUUUCAAUCUAAAUCACAGACUGUAUACUUUCUUUGAGCGUUAGAAAUAAUAUUAUGAAAUAUUUUUAUUCCAUAAAUUUUAUAAAAUGGCAUUGAAUUUUACAGUUCAUUGCACUGAGAUUGUGUAAGUUACAGAGGAUUAUAUAAUUUACAGUAAAUUUUUUUGAAAACUCAGUGCUUUCUACUAUAGUGAGGUCCACGUUAUAAUGGCAGUGUUAGGUUAGACAGUAUUGCUAUCCUUGUCUAUCAUUCAACAAAGCAGAUAGCGCUAUCUUUUUCUCGCUUUGCUUAGUUUCCUGAUCGUCUUUCAACAAUGUAGAAUAAAUAAUAAAUUGACAAAAUAUUUCAUCCUAAUUAUGAAAUCAUUGAAAAAUAUAAUUUCUUGGUUAAUAAAAUAUAAUUGAUUAUUUUAAACGAGAAUGAACCGUUAAUAUUACAUCAAUCAACCUGUAUCAGCUACCGUCUAUAGAAAGUAUUGACAUGACAGAGGAUCGGCAACGUUGUUCUCCUAUCUUUCUACCCUGCCAUUACAACGAGGACCUCACUAUAGCGAUUAUUGUAUAUUCUAUGGACAAAGUUGCGUUUUUCACAAUAGUUCUGUUACAUAUCCUAUUUUACGAACUACGAACAAAAUUAAUUUUGUCUUGAAUUUUUGUAUACGCAAGAUAUUAUUUAUAAUAAUAAAUCACUGACAAUGCCACUUCACAAUAACAAUCUUGUGUUAAGUUCUAGUAGUGCAGUUUCAAUGUCACUAAAGUUUUUAAUAUCAGUUUAUUUCUAAUUACAAUGUUGUUUUACAUUGAACAUGACUUGAAUUAUCGUAGUUCCCUUUGUUUCUAUUAAAGAUAAAAUAGAUUUUUAAUGUAUAUUUUAGUAGCCUAGAUUUAUUUCGGAAUGUGGUGAAUGUACUGUUACAAUAAAAUAAAUGUGAUAUGGUAAGCUUGUUUUCCCCACUAGCUUGUAAGUUGGAGUGUUAGUGUUUCAUUGUCAGUCUUUAGGGUGUAUGUUGAAUAAAGGAAAUGUUUAUAGAAUUGA